AUGGCCGCGCGCCUCGUCCGUGGCUCCCUGCGCCUCCUGGGCGCCCGCCCCGCCUGGUGCCCGCCAGCCGCGAGGUGUUCUCAUUCCGGUGGGGAAGCACGUCUAGAAACUUCCUCUGCUAAAAGAUUUACGGAUAUAGGAAUUAGAAGAAUCUUCUCUUCAGAGCACGACAUUUUCAGGGAAAGUGUAAGGAAGUUUUUUCAAGAAGAAGUGGUUCCCUAUCAUGCAGAAUGGGAGAAAGCUGGAGAAGUGAGUCGGGAGCUUUGGGAAAAAGCUGGAAAGCAAGGACUGCUUGGCAUCACCAUCGCGGAGCGCCAUGGUGGUAUUGGUGGGGACCUGUUCUCCGCAGCCAUUGUGUGGGAGGAGCAAUCCUACACAAAUUGCUCAGGCCCAGGUUUUAGUCUUCAUUCAGAGAUUGUUAUGCCAUACAUUGCAAAUUACGGCUCAGAAGAGCAGAUUAAGCACUUCAUCCCCCAGAUGACUGCAGGCAAAUGUAUUGGCGCCAUAGCGAUGACCGAGCCUGGGGCUGGGAGUGACUUACAAGGAGUAAGAACAAAUGCAAAAAAAGAUGGAAGUGAUUGGAUUCUCAACGGAAGCAAGGUGUUCAUCACCAAUGGGUGGUUAAGUGAUGUUGUGAUUGUAGUGGCAGUCACAAACCGGGAAGCUCGAUCGCCUGCCCAUGGCAUUAGCCUUUUUCUGGUGGAAGAUGGGAUGAAAGGAUUUAUCAAGGGACGGAAGCUGCAUAAAAUGGGAUUAAAGGCCCAGGAUACUGCAGAACUAUUCUUUGAAGAUGUCCGAUUGCCUGCUAGUGCCCUACUUGGGGAAGAGAAUAAAGGCUUCUAUUACCUCAUGCAAGAGCUCCCUCAGGAAAGGUUGCUAAUUGCUGAUUUGGCAAUUUCCGCCUGUGAAUUCAUGUUUGAAGAAACCAGGAACUAUGUUAAACAAAGAAAAGCUUUUGGGAAAACAGUUGCACACAUACAGACUGUGCAGCAUAAGCUAGCCGAGUUAAAGACACACAUAUGUGUCACCAGAGCUUUCGUGGACAGCUGUCUGCAGCUGCAUGCAGUGAAGCGUCUGGACUCUGCCUCUGCCUCCAUGGCAAAAUACUGGGCAUCUGAGCUACAAAACAGCGUAGCCUACGACUGUGUACAGCUCCAUGGAGGCUGGGGGUACAUGUGGGAGUACCCCAUUGCAAAAGCUUAUGUGGAUGCCCGGGUUCAGCCAAUCUAUGGUGGUACCAAUGAAAUAAUGAGGGAACUGAUUGCGAGAGAUAUCGUCCGUGACUAGUAGACAUCUGCCCGCAUCCUGGAAUCCUAUUAUAGCUGAUCAGAUUCUAAAUCUACUCAAGACAAAGUGUAACCUGGACAAGAAGGAAACAUGGCCCGUGUUUUCAUGUGCUCUGUCUGCAGAGAGAAAAAAGUCAAACACAGUAAUGCAGUGCAUGGAGGAGUGUUUGAAUCCAAUAACUUAAACCCUCUCAUAAAAGGUUUAAUUUUUAAUUUUUUAUAUGAAAGUUAAAAAUUUCCUAACUCCAGAAGCCUUAACUUAAUUCUAAAAUUCUAAACUUAAAUUCUGAAUUUAAAUUUAUGUAAACCCUUACAAUUGAUGUAGAACUAAUUUUAUGUUGUCCGGCUAUAAAAAUAUUAGUAAUGUAGACCAUGGACUUAUAAAGGGGAAAUAAGUAUACUUUAGAAUGUGAAGUCACUCAGCUAUUUCUGUUGUGCUGGAAAUCCCAGAGGACACUGGUAGUACUUUGCUACUCUAACCCCGAUUUUUAAGCAGUGAAUGGAACCUAUUCUUCAAAAUACCACAUUGUAUGCUAUCAACAUAUGUAAUUAUUAUGUAUCAAUUAAAAAUAAAAUUUCUUAA
Molecule: messenger RNA, 1869 nt
Organism: Octodon degus (degu)
Lineage: Eukaryota; Metazoa; Chordata; Mammalia; Rodentia; Octodontidae
Gene: Acadl
Product: acyl-CoA dehydrogenase long chain
Exons: 11
Coding region: 1-1287 (428 amino acids)
Biological process (GO): carnitine metabolic process, CoA-linked; fatty acid beta-oxidation using acyl-CoA dehydrogenase; long-chain fatty acid catabolic process
Cellular component (GO): mitochondrion
Molecular function (GO): long-chain fatty acyl-CoA dehydrogenase activity; flavin adenine dinucleotide binding
Source: RefSeq, a predicted model, not a curated record